CUCGUGUAUGCGUGGAACACUGACUGGGAACUCAUCACUUGAGGGCGUGCUUCAUAUUUCUUCGCAAAUCCUUAAAAAUGGCUGCGUCCACAACAAUGGACAUAAAGUCACAGUUGGAACAAGCAACACUCGCUGGCAAAGAAUUUCAUAAAUUGUUUUAUGAAAAAUUUGACAAGAGAAGAAAUUUGCUGAAUAAGUUGUAUAUGGAUACAGCUACGAUGGUAUGGAACGGCAACCCGUUAGAGGGAGGUGAAGCCAUCAUUAAGUUCCUUGACCAGUUACCAACGAGUGAACAUACGAUUGACUCCUUGGACUGUCAGCCAAUACCAGCUGCCAUCACACAGGGCCAGACAACAGUGAUGGUCAUCGUUGGUGGGUGGGUCAAAUUCGAAGGCAACAAACGAAACUUCCAGUUCACAGAAAACUUUAUGCUCACGCGGACUCAAGCGGGCGUCUGGAAGAUCGCAAGCGACUGCUUCAGGUACCAAGAGUGACGAGAAUGUGGUUGUUCGUAAGAUGCUUCUUCCGUUAGGAAAGUUGUAUGGAUUGGGUUUGAAGUAUACGGCAGGCGAAGACAGGAACAAGUGUGUAACAUCAGAUUAGAGAUUGUCUUCUUGUAGAGUAAAGAGCGUGUGCUUCGGGUACCAGGAGUGACAUAUCAUAUAGAGGAGGAUUCUUCUGCAAGGAAAAAAGUAUGAGGGGUUUGAAGUCUUUGACGCCAGAAGAUAAAAACAUGUGUGUAGCAUCAGAUGAGAGAUUGUCUUCUUGUAUAGUGAGGGGAGACCGGAGUGUGUUGCAAGAUGUACAUGUACCUAGGAUGGUUCUCAUUGGAGAGGGAUGGAAUUAAACAUCAAAUCUCGACCUUCGGAAUAUUUCAAAAUUCAUAUCUUCAAAAAUGUGCUGUCACACUGUAGGUUUGUUUUAAACCUGGAAAAGGGAAUAAUGGUGUAUACAAGUUUACUAAACAAUGACAUCAGAGUUUGACCAUGGCUGGCGCCUGCUGGCCCAAUGCAGGCAUGUGAUUCCGUAGGAUUUGUCCACUAGGUUUUACCAUGGUAACCUGCCUGGAUUCAGUAAUCAAUAAUAUUGGCAGUUCACACUCCGAACAGAUUGGGCUUCACUCCAUCCUAAAAUCUAGACUCUACCGUUGGCUCCCUAAAGUUAUUUUAUUAUCGAACAAUUUCUUCCUGUAGCCCAUACCAAGAGUGGCUUUUAGCCCUUGUUUUAGGGAAAUUUGCAUAAAUUGUUUUAAAGGGAGGGUACACGUUUGG
Messenger RNA from Asterias rubens (European starfish), 1271 nucleotides. RefSeq names its product NTF2-related export protein 2-like. The coding region runs from base 78 to 494 and encodes 138 amino acids. The transcript has 4 exons. Gene Ontology annotation, biological process: protein import into nucleus. Gene Ontology annotation, cellular component: nuclear pore central transport channel. Lineage: Eukaryota; Metazoa; Echinodermata; Asteroidea; Forcipulatida; Asteriidae. The record is from RefSeq and is a predicted model, not a curated record.